Protopolystoma xenopodis is the source of this 375-nucleotide messenger RNA. The record is from the annotation of a GenBank genome assembly. NCBI's taxonomy places the organism in Eukaryota, Metazoa, Platyhelminthes, Monogenea, Polystomatidea, Polystomatidae.
AUGGCCAAUGGGACAGACUACGCAGAAAAAUAUAGGCCUGCCUGCAUAAUCCAGAUAACUCUUUGGGACUGUCGUGCAUAUUUGCGUGUAGGUGUGUUCGAGGCCGUGCCUUUGUGUCCAGGCGCAGUACGGAUAAACAUACUGAAGAGGAUUCAUUGGAUAAAGGUCACUGAGGCGUUUUCUUCUGGCCCUCCAGUUUGGCUCGGUUUGAGUAUGUGUUUAGGAUUGAUUGUGCCUGAGGGCAAGUCGUCUGCGAUCCGAAGGCAUGCGAUUUGGGAUCUCUGGCGAGAUCAGCUUUUGUCCGGGCUAGUUCGUCAAGGCGAAGGGAACAGUGAAGUCUGGAGAGUCUGGCAUAAAGAGGAGGAUGACCGGUAA